Helianthus annuus (common sunflower) is the source of this 1662-nucleotide messenger RNA. Its product is annotated as BAHD acyltransferase DCR. The transcript has a single exon. Lineage: Eukaryota; Viridiplantae; Streptophyta; Magnoliopsida; Asterales; Asteraceae. The record is from RefSeq and is a predicted model, not a curated record. The coding region runs from base 162 to 1553 and encodes 463 amino acids.
CAUAUUAUAUUCAUUCAUAAAUUCACACCCAAAAUAUUCUCAAGUCUAUAAAUACCAAAUCAAAUCCAACAUUUUUCCAAACACACUCAACACUACAAUUACAUUUGACUCUCUCUCUCUAUACUCUCUCUCUAUAUCUAUACUCCCUAGCGCCAGAAACAAUGCCUUCAUCUUCUUCAUCCUCAUCUCAAUCAAUAAAUAAAACGGAAUCGGUUACCAUAAUCUCCAAAUGCACAAUUUACCCAGACAAAAACUCCACACUCAAAUCAUUAAAACUCUCUGUAUCCGAUCUCCCUAUGCUCUCCUGCCAAUACAUCCAAAAGGGUGUCUUACUUCCCCACCCUCCAAACGACCUCAUUCCACUCCUCAAACUUUCUCUCUCUAAAACUCUCUCUCACUUCCCCGCUCUCGCCGGCCGCCUCACCACCGACCCAGAAGGUCACGUCCACAUCCACUGCAACAGCUCAGGUGUAGAAUUCGUUCAUGCGUCCGCCAUGUUUCACAACGUUGAACAAAUUACAGCCCGUAAUUGCGACGUUCACCCAUGUUUCAAAACGUUCUUUGCGUUUGACAACACGGUGAGCUACGCCGGCCACCACCAGCCCAUCGCCGCCGUGCAGGUGACGGAGGUUGGUGGUGGGGUGUUUAUUGGGUGCACCGUGAAUCAUGCGGUGGUUGAUGGGACGUCGUUUUGGAACUUUUUUAAUACUUUUGCUGAGAUUACAAAAGGGGUUAGUAAAGUGACGAAUUCGCCGGAUUUUAGCCGGGAAAAUGUGUUUAUAUCUCCGGUGGUUUUGCCUCUUCCGGCUGGUGGACCGGCGACGACUUUUUCCGGUGAUGAACCGUUGAGAGAACGGAUUGUUCAUUUUAGUAGAGAUGCGAUUUUAAAGAUGAAAUUCAAAGCGAAUAAUCCACUCUGGAAUUCGGAUCUAAAGAUUUCGGAUCUCUACAGUAACGGUAACGGAAAAGUUAACGGUGCGUUAAAGCCGAAAAGUGAAAUUUCGUCGUUCCAGUCGCUGUGUGCGCAUUUGUGGCGGGGGGUCACGCGUGCGCGUAAGUUUGAGGCGACAAAAACGACGACGUUUCGGAUGGCGGUGAAUUGCAGGCACAGGUUAGAGCCUAAGGUGGACCCGCUUUAUUUCGGGAAUUUGAUCCAGAGCAUCCCGACCGUUGCUUCGGUUGGGGAGUUGUUAUCACAUGAUUUGUCGUGGGCAGCGAAUCAGCUACACCAGAAUGUGGUGGCACAUGAUAACGCUACUGUGCGCAGGGGAGUGAAGGAUUGGGAGAAUCAGCCAAAGUUGUUUCCUUUGGGGAACUUUGAUGGUGCUAUGAUUACUAUGGGAAGUUCUCCUAGGUUUCCGAUGUAUAAUAAUGAUUUCGGGUGGGGCCCGCCAAUUGCGGUUCGGAGUGGUAAGGCGAAUAAGUUUGAUGGGAAGAUUUCAGCUUUUCCAGGGCGUGAUGGUGAUGGGAGUGUUGAUCUUGAGGUGGUUUUGGCUCCUGAGACCAUGGCGUGUCUUGAACUUGAUCAGGAGUUUAUGCAAUACGUGUCGUGAAAAUUGUGAUUUUUGUUGAGUUUUAGUGAAAUCAUUGUGUUAUCGAAUCGUUUCGCCAGCAAAUUGUUGUAUAAAUAUAAUUAUAAUCGAGUGAUUUGGUUUUCGAUCA